Messenger RNA from Pollicipes pollicipes, 2626 nucleotides. Its product is annotated as arfaptin-2. The coding region runs from base 242 to 1234 and encodes 330 amino acids. Gene Ontology annotation, biological process: intracellular protein transport; regulation of Arp2/3 complex-mediated actin nucleation. The transcript has 7 exons. NCBI's taxonomy places the organism in Eukaryota, Metazoa, Arthropoda, Thecostraca, Pollicipedomorpha, Pollicipedidae. Gene Ontology annotation, molecular function: protein domain specific binding; phospholipid binding. The record is from RefSeq and is a predicted model, not a curated record. Gene Ontology annotation, cellular component: trans-Golgi network membrane.
UAUGUUAGGUGGGGAGUGGGGUUACGGUGCGUGGACGAUCAAGUAGAUCGGUGCGGUUAACGCCUGUUUCGAUAGGAAAUCGUCUGAUACUUAUAGAAUCGUGAGGUAUAAGCGCACGGGCAGCAGUGUCUUGGAUAGGGAAGUAGGGUCGGUAGGUGGCUGCCGGCGUCAGUUAUUGAUAGUGAAACGGCAGGCUGCGCUGCACUGGGAUUUUCAGCUCUGCUGAUAGCAGACUAAGGCCAUGUCAACCUUUGAUGGUCACUUGCGGUCAUCCGGGGUUGACUCGAUGGUGACGGAUGAGGUGGAGCUGGGCGAGGCAUCGCCAGUUGUUGAGCGUCGCGGCCUGGAGACGGAUGGCUGGAGUCGUCGGCCCACGCCACCGUCCUCGCUGCCUGGUAUCACCCCGGCUUCGGCGAACAUUCCACUGAAUUCUCCUAGCCACCAGCAAAUCAAUCCCACGGUGCAGGCCAAGAUCGAGUCGAUCAAAGCGUGGGGAAUCUCCACAUACAAAUAUUCCCGGCAGCUGAUCUCUGAAAAGCUGGGCAAAUCGUCGCGCACCGUAGACGUUGAGUUGGAUGCCCAAAUCGAGCGGCUGCGAGAGACCCAGAAGGAAUACUUGAACGUGCUGAAGCUGGCGCGGGCCCUAUCGUCGCACUUCUGCAACAUGCUCAAUACACAGCUGCAGCUGAGUGAACAGUUCACGGAGCUGGGCCAGCAUAGUCCGGAGCUGCAGGACGAGUUCGUCUACAACGCUAACACGCAGCGGGCGCUGCACAAGAAUGGACGUACGCUACUCAACGCGCUCAACUUCUUCGUCUCGUCCAUCAACACGCUGUGCAACAAGACCAUGGACGACACGCUGGUGACCAUCAAGCAGUACGAGAUGGCACGGAUCGAGUACGACGCGUACCGGGCCGACCUGGAGUGGCUGCAGCAGAGCGGCGAGCCUGCCGGCGCCGCCGGCGUCGCCGCCAAGCUGGAGGAGGCGCGCCGCCAGCACGACGCCAAGAAGGCGCACUAUGAGAAGCUGCGCGCCGAUGUCGUCAUCAAGCUGCGCUUCCUCAACGAGAACCGGGUGAAGGUGAUGCACAAACAGCUGGUGCUGUACCACAACGCCGUGUCCAACUACUUCACGGGCAACCAGCGCGCGCUGGAGGGAACGCUGAAGCAGUUUCACGUGAAGACACCAUCGGCCGGCGACCCGUCUUUCCUGGAGCGGGCCGACUCGGCGUAAGGUGGCGGCACCGGCGGCCUGGGGGCUUCGCCGGCCCGGCGGCCGUUUGGGGCAGACGGAGCGCGCCACCCGGCCUCGACGGGGCUGGCGACGCUCAGAGGACCCUCUCCCCAGCGGGAGGGGCGGUGGGAGGCCGCGGGGCGUCAGGCAGGUCACGUUCCGGCUAGGACAGGGUGGACUGAAGUAUGGGGAUGAUCAGGGGCGGGCCGAUGCAGGCUCGGGCGGACGCAGCGGCUGAACUAGGGACGCCGGUAGGGCUGAUUCCGGUCGGGCUGCUCGGGGUCGGCGUUGGACCCUCUUAGUUCUCAUUAAUGAUUGAUGUUGAAUGCUGGUUUUGCUUGUGAUUCAAUUCAAGACGAAAAGCUGACAAGUUUUGGAGCGAUCACACUGGUUGCAUGGUAUCAUAAUUAUGUACCGCCAUCCGGCAGCAUGCCAUAGUUAUCGUUGACAUUUUCGUGGAGGACGUGUUAAACGCAGCUACGGUGACAGGGCACCAGGACGCAUUACGUAGGAAACAAGAUGCGGUCAUGCCGACCGCCCAGUCCUGUUUAUUUUUAUUUAUUAUAUUAUAAUUUUACUUAAAAAUUGGUCUUCUGCUCGGCCUUCGCUUCGCGUCUCACGAACUAGUAACAAUAUGAAUGUCCCAUUCCAUAACCCAGGUGGCUGUCGCCGCGGAGGCUUUGGGCGACGCGCGGCGCUGUGUAGUCGCUGCGCCUGCCGGCGUGUGAGCGGCGGCUCCAUGUGGGCCGUGUGGCGCGCCGCGGCCGGCGCGGCCUGACCCAGUCAUGAUCGUCACACGCUGUGUGCCUCGCACCGCUUCCGCUGUCGCCUCGCGCUGGCGGGAUGGUGUUCAGCUUGCCUCGGAUGAUUUGCGCCGAAGUUCUAGUCAGGCGAGUCAUUUUAGCUGGCGACGUCGACUGUGGCUGCGAUUUGACGCAUUUUUGCCAAGCACUUUUGUUUGUUUGUGGGGUUGCUCUGGGUAUCCAUUGCAGAAAUGUUGCACGACCUUUCGGGCUGAUCGUCGCGGGGUUACUCUGUGCGCGUGUGAGGCUGUCGUCUUGUUUUGUCGCGACCGGCGCUGUACAUAUAUAUGUGCGACUGUGCGUGCUCCAUGCCGACAGAGCACUGGACAAGUGCUGGACUGUGACCACGUAUCUUGAAUGCAAUAGGUGGAUGAUUUAGCUUGUCACCUUUGGUGGCAUGGGGUGGAAUCGUGCUAGUCAAAAUCAUCGAGUCGAUUUGGUGUCUUGCUUUUAUUUUCAAAGUAAAUUUGUCGCUUGCUUAGACCACGGACGUGCUUGAGUGUGCCCAUUUACACAUUCUCAGUGAUAGUCCAUGUGUGUUUGUGCGUGAGUUCUUCUCAGACCCUGAAAUACAACCUGGCUAGUUGCA